AUGGAGGAGCUGUACAGGAAUGAGGAGCUGAAAUGGGAUGGGAAGGAGGAGCUGUACAGGAAUGAGGAGCUGAAAUGGGAUGGGAAUGAGGAGCUGAACUGGAAUGAGAAGGAGGAGCAGAACUGGAAUGGGAAUGAGGAGCUGUACAGGAAUGAGGAGCUGAAAUGGGAUGGGAAUGAGGAGCUGAAAUGGGAUGGGAAUGAGGAGCUAGCUCCACACGGCUCCACAGAGNGCCGCCAGGACCAGCCUUUCGCCUUCUCCCCGCUGCACCCCGAGCCCCGCGAGGCGGCCUGGGGCGGCCUGGAGAGGGCCCAGCAGAGGGACGAGCACAGGUUCAUCCCGUCCCCUCCCAGCCUGGCCCUGCAGGAAGAGCUCAAGGUGUCCACCAAGGCCGUGACCCUCAGCAACCACCUGGGCAGGGCCAGGAUGGAGGAGAGCGCCCGCCUGGAGGGCAAACCCACGCAGGCCGCGGCUCCUCUGGGCUUCUCCUCGGAGCUGGCCAAGGACAAAGCGCCCGAGGACGCCAGGAAGGAGGACAAGAAGGCCAAGGGAGGCUUCUUCCACCACGGGGGAGCCCGGAGCGACACGGGGGGCAAAGGCCAGGGGGACAGAGGGACCCCCGUCCACGCCUCGGCUGCGGGGGAUGACGGGAGUAAGAACAGCGGCUGGUUUGGGUCCAAGGAGCCCAAAGAGUCACCCCAGAAAGCCAGCCCCCACCCCGUGAAGCCCCUGAGCGCUGCCCAGGACGGCUCCAGCGACAGGAGGCAGCAGCACAGGGCCAGCCUGAGCUCGGCGCUGAGCAAUGGCCUGGAGAGGCUGAAGAUGGUGACCACGAGCAGCGUCCAGCCCGUGGCCCCGGCCCCGCAGCCCGACAAGAGCGAGCCCAAGUUAAAGCAGGAGCCUGGCCAGCUGGACCAGUCAGCCAAGUAUUACCACCUGACCCACGACGAGCUGAUCCAGCUGCUGCUGCAGAAGGAGGGCGAGCUGAGCAAGAAGGAGGAGCACAUCCACGAACUGGAGAACUACAUCGACCAGCUGCUGGUGCGCAUCAUGGAGCAGUCCCCCACCCUGCUGCAGAUCCCUCUGGGCGGGGGCCAGGCCCCGUGAGGCCGCCAGGGCAGCGGUAGCCAGCAGAGCUCUGCCAGUAGCCACGCUGCCAGCACCCCGCUCCCCCUCCUCCCAGCAGGGCCUCCUGCUCCCAGAGUCAGCAGGAAGGGUCAUCUGCUCCUCCCCAGGCCGAGCUCCCUCAGCUCAGCUCCAGGGAGCCGUGGGGUAGUGGAUGGGCUGGCAGCACCCUGCGGGGAGGAGCAGAGCCCUGGAGCCUCCCUGGUUCCCGUCACUGCCCAAGUGCCACCCCCCUGCCACAGCUUUAAGUGACCCAUGGACACCUGAGGGCUGGAAACAUCUCCCUGUGAGUGCAUCCUGCUGCUGCUCCCCUGCCCACACUCCUCCUCUCUCCCCUGGGCUGGUGUCCCCUGGCCUGCUGGGUGGCACUGGGGACACUGGGACCAGUGAGGCUCCCCCAGCCCGCUCCUGACCAGAGCUGUGGGACACCCAGGGAAGGGAGAAGAGCCAGCUCCAGUCUGUGCCACUCCCUGAGCCCGGGGAGAGCUGCACAGGAGCAGCACUGAGGGCUGGGGGUGCUGGCAGAGCCUGCUGGGCCACGCUGGCACUGUCCCAGCACCAGUGACCCCACUGCACUGGGAAUAUGGGAAAGGGAAGGUGGGAUGGUGCCCCAGGAGAUCCUCUGCAUCCCCCACCCAGCACGGGGCUGGUGUGCCCUGGAGGGAUGAGGAGUGCAGGAUCCAAGCUGGAUUUCCACUCAGUAUUCCCAGGAAUGGCUGCCCUGCCCUGCCUCUGCCUGGGCUGUCCCAGCACAGCAGGAAAAGGGCCCUGCAGCGAGGUCUGGGGGUCUGACCCCUCUGCAGAGCCCCUGCGGGCUCAGGCACCCCAAACACUCCUGGCACAGCCCACAAUUCCCAAACCCAGAGCCCAGCCUGCUCCCCUGAUCCCAUCCACGCUGGAUCAGCUCUCUGGGCCUGGCCUCAGGGGCAGCUCUGAGCCCUGAGUGAGCACCCAAAGGGCUCAGAUUUACCUGGCUGAGCGACUCAUGUGGGGGUACUGAGCCAGGGGAUGGGAAGGAUGUUGUUCCCUCCCUCCUCCUGCCAGGAUUUUGGCUGGAGACGGUGCCUGUGCAGGCAGAGGGGCCAUUGGAGUGGGAUUUCAGCAUGAAAGGCACCUUCUCCCUCUUCUCUGUCUCCCACAGUCACUGGGUUCUUGUCAAACCUCCCUGCUCUGCUCUUCACUUGCUUCAAUCCAGGCCAUGACUUUGAAGAAUGGUGCCUUUUGCCAUAGGCCAGUAGCAGUUUCCUACCCCAAAAAGGCUCUGAAAUGCAAUUCUCAGUCCCACACACCCUGCCUGGGGCAGGUUCCUCCCGUUUUCCUUCUCAGCCAAGAAAAGGGAGUUAACUGUUCCCCACUGGCUGUGCAGGUGCCCUGGGUCCCUGCAGGAGCCCUGCACAGCUCAGGGCAAGGACAGAGAUCAGGAGCUGGCAGGGCAGGGCAGGCUGAGUGUUCCUGGAUAGAAUACAGCUGGAGACAGGCAGUGUUGGGGCAGGAGAAAAGGAGCUCUGCUCCUGUCCUCUUGGACCCUGCAGCAGGAGGAGGAGGAGGAGGAGGAAGAGGAGGAAGAGGAGGAGGAGGAGGAAGAGGAGGAGGAGGAGGAUUUGCUCCCUUGGAGAGCACCAGCCACCAACCUCCCUCUCCUUCCUGCCUCUCCCUGCUGGGAAAUCCCUGAGGGUUUGCACUGCUCCAGCUGCUGCUCCUGUGUUUCUGUUCCCUGCGGUGCUGGGGUGGGCUGGGAGUGCCCAAGGGAAGAGUUUCUCCCGUUUCAGGAGGUGCCAGGACCCUCCGAGCCCUGCCUGCAGCCCAGCCCCUCUCUGGGUGCCCCCCAUGUCCCUGCGAGCUGCAGGAGCUCAGGAGGAGCUGUGGGCACGGGAAUGGGUGCUGGGAAAAGGGAGACAGGAAUUCUCAGGAGGGCAUUGAUGGGAGAGCUGCAGAGCCAACAUCUCCCAGGGAGCUGGGGCUGCACACAGACAGGAAUGGUGUCGGUGCUCCCCACACAAGUGCCAAUGUUUCUGUGGAUCCCAGGCACCUCCUUCCCAGCCAUCCCUCCUCUCCCAUCGUGUCUCACCGCCUCCCUCAGCCCCCUCUGCCUUAGUCAGCUCUGCCUUGUUUUGCUCCAAAAGCCUGAAUGUUUUGCACUUGAAUAUCAAAAGUUACUCUCAGAGCUCAGCAGGUUGUACCAGGUGUGCAGCCCUGCCAGCAAUAGGUGCUUCCACAUCUCCUGGUUUUAGCAAUAGCUCUUCUGUUCCCUCGUCUCCUGUUCCCAGCAAUUCCUGUUCCCUGCUUCCCUGCCUUCCCAGCAGUGGGUGCUUCCACAUCUCCUGCUUCCAGCAAUAGGUGCUUCCACAUUUCUUGCCUUUCCAGGAAUUCCUGUUCCCACAUCUCCUGCCUUUUCAGCAAUUCUUGUUCCUUCAUCUCCAGCCUUUCCAGCAAUUCCUGUUCUGUUCCCUCAUCUCCUGCCUUUUCAGCAAUUCCUGUUCUGUUCCCUCAUCUCCUGCCUUUUCAGCAAUUCCUGUUCCCUCAUCUCCACCUUUCCAGCAAUUCUUGUUCCCUCAUCUCCAGCCUUUCCAGCAAUUCCUGUUCCCUCAUCUCCUGCCUUUUCAGCAAUUCUUGUUCCUUCAUCUCCAGCCUUUCCAGCAAUUCCUGUUCCUUCAUCUCCACCUUUCCAGCAAUUCCUGUUCUCUCAUCUCCUGCCUUUUCAGCAAUGGGUGCUUCCAUAUCUCCUGCUUCCAGCAAUAGGUGCUUCCACAUUUCUUGCCUUUCCAGGAAUUCCUGUUCUGUUCCCUCAUCUCCUGCCUUUCCAAUAAUUCCUGUUCCCUCAUCUCCUGCCUUUCCAACAAUUCCUGUUCCCUCUUCUCCCGCCUUUCCAACAAUUCCUGUUCCCUCUUCUCCCGUCUUUCUAGCAAUAGGUGCUUCCCUCAUCUCCUGUUUCCAGCCACACCUGUUCUAUUCCUCAUCUCCUGUUCCCACCAUUCCCUGUUCCCAUCUCCUGUUUCCAUCAUUCCCUGUGUUCCCAUCUUGUGUUUCCAUCAUUCCCUGUUCCCAUCUCCUGUUCCCACCAUUCCCGUUCCCAUCUCCUGUUCCCACCAUUCCUGUUCCCAUGUCCAUCAGUCCUGCCCCUCGUGUCCCCAGGAUCCGUGUGUGUCCUGUCUCUCCGCGGGAUCCGCGGCGGAUCCGAGCAGGGCUGGAUGUUCCGUGCGCGUCCCGGAUUUCUGGGCAGCCCCGCGGUUCCUGCUGCCAUCUCUCAGUCUCUGCUCUCUCCUUUUCCCUCCCCCUGUGCUGAGAGUUUGGGGUUCCCCUUCCCUCUGUGCUGAGAGUUUGGGGUUCCCCUUCCCCUGUGCUGAGAGUUUGGGGUUCUCCUUCCCCCUGUGCUGAGAGUUUGGGGUUCCCCUUUCCCUGUGCUGAGAGUUUGGGGUUCCCCUUCCCCUGUGCUGAGAGUUUGGGGUUCUCCCUCCCCCUGUGCUGAGAGUUUGGGGUUCCCCUUCCCCUGUGCUGAGAGUUUGGGGUUCUCCCUUCCCCUGUGCUGAGAGUUUGGGGUUCCCUUCUCCCUGUGCUGAGAGUUUGGGGUUCUCCCUUCCCCCUGUGCUGAGAGUUUGGGGUUCUCCCUUCUCCCUGUGCUGAGAGUUUGGGGUUCUCCCUCCCCCUGUGCUGAGAGUUUGGGGUUCUCCCUUCCCCCUGUACUGAGAGUUUGGGGUUCUCCCUUCCCCUGUGCUGAGAGUUUGGGGUUCCCCUCCCCGCAGGUUUUGGGCUGUGCAGAAGAGCUCACAGCAGCCCCUGGUGUUGGUGUUGAACCUCCACGUUCCAAGGGAAUUGUUUUGGGCACCCAAAGCUCCUCAGGGAGGGAGGGGACGAGGAGGAGAACUGGGGGAAUGUUCUCGAGUUGCCCAUCUGGGAUUUAUGUCCGUGCUGAGUGAGUGAAUCUCUGUGUUCAGUGAUUUAUUUGGGAUCCCUGGGCAGGAGCAUCCUGAGCUCUGUUCCUCUCUGCUGAGCCCAGCACACCCCAGAGGUUUUCUGGGCCAGCAGCAGCAGCUUCCCCCUGUUCUGUUUGAAGAAUUUCCCGUGGUUUCUCUUUGUGCCACUUUGUUUUCCCCCGAGCCUGAGCAGGGCUCUGCCCUGGCUCUCAGCCCACAGCUGCCUUUCUGCUUCUCAAGAACUUCACCCAAUGAUUUCUUUUCCCCUUGCCUGGUCCUGCUGGCCACGCCUGGGCCAGAAGAACCACCCAAGGUUUAUCCUCAAACUGGAACAAACCCAAAGGGAUGUGGAUUCUGCGCUGGGACGUGGACUCAGCCUUGUCUGGGAAGGAACCGCCGUGUUUGGGGCUAAAAACCUGGAAAAACAUCCCCAGGUGGGAGAAGCGUCAGGGUUUUUCAGAGUUGUUGGUUUCCCCGUUCUUCACGUCCGCAGGAAGUGGGUUCUGUGCGUCUCAUGUUUGAAGAGUUGCGACUAAUGUUUAUAAAGAGCUUGUUAUUUACGUUUUAAGCACUUUAAAAAAAAAAAAAUAAAAGUUGUUCAAGCUGUUCCUA
Molecule: messenger RNA, 5648 nt
Organism: Cyanistes caeruleus (blue tit)
Lineage: Eukaryota; Metazoa; Chordata; Aves; Passeriformes; Paridae
Source: RefSeq, a predicted model, not a curated record